Molecule: messenger RNA, 1857 nt
Organism: Knipowitschia caucasica
Lineage: Eukaryota; Metazoa; Chordata; Actinopteri; Gobiiformes; Gobiidae
Source: the annotation of a GenBank genome assembly
AUGUACGGUUUCGUGAAUCACGCCUUGGAGCUCCUCGUUUUGAGGAAUUACGGCCCGGAAGUUUGGGAAGACAUCAAACGAGAGGCGCAACUUGAUAUUGAAGGGCAGUUCCUGGUUAGAAUCAUUUAUGAAGAUGCCAAAACCUAUGACCUUGUGGCGGCUGCAAGUAAAGUUUUAAAAAUUGAUGCUGGAGAAAUCUUGCAGCUGUUUGGUAAAAUGUUUUUCGAGUUUUGCCAAGAAUCCGGUUAUGACACUAUCCUGAGAGUGCUGGGUUCCAACGUCCGUGAAUUCCUACAGAACCUGGACGCUCUCCAUGAUCACCUCGGUACCAUUUAUCCAGGAAUGAGGGCUCCUUCGUUCCGUUGCACUGAUGCGGAGAAGGGGAACAACCUCAUUCUUCACUAUUACUCGGAGAGAGAAGGCCUGCAGGACAUAGUCAUCGGCAUCAUCAAAACGGUGGCUCAACAGAUCCACGGCACAGAGAUAGAGAUGAGGAUGAUCCAACCUAAAAGUGAGGAGUGUGACCACAUUAAGUUCCUGAUAGAGGAGAAGGAGUCGGAGGAGGAGGCGUUCUACGAGGACCUGGAUGGUUUUGAGGAGAACGGGACCCAGGAGACUCGCAUCAGCCCGUACACCUUCUGCAAAGCCUUCCCUUUCCACCUCAUGUUCGACAAGGACCUGAUGCUCACACAGUGUGGAAACGCAAUUUACCGCGUUCUUCCUCAGCUUCAACCCGGGAGCUGCAUUCUCCCCUCCGUGUUCUCCCUGGUGCGUCCACACAUCGACUUCAGCUACCAUGGAAUCCUCUCCCACAUCAACACAGUCUUUGUCCUAAGAAGCAAGGAGGGCCUUCUGAACGUGGAGACUGUGGAGAAUGAGGACGAGUUGACGGGUGUGGAGAUCAGCUGUCUGCGAUUAAAGGGUCAAAUGAUUUACUUGCCCGAAGCUGAGAACAUCCUUUUCCUUUGCUCUCCCAGUGUGAUGAACCUGGAUGAUUUGACGCGAAGGGGCCUCUACCUGAGUGACAUCCCGCUGCACGACGCCACUCGAGACCUGGUGCUGCUGGGGGAGCAGUUCCGCGAGGAAUACAAACUGACUCAGGAGCUGGAGAUCCUGACUGACCGACUGCAACACACACUCCGAGCUCUGGAGGACGAGAAGAAGAAGACUGACCGGCUGCUCUACUCCGUGUUGCCACCAUCUGUUGCCAAUGAGUUGCGUCACAAAAGGCCCGUCCCUGCCAAGCGCUACGACAAUCUGACCAUCCUCUUCAGCGGCAUCGUGGGUUUCAACACCUUCUGUAGCAAACACGCCUCUGCCGAAGGAGCCAUCAAGAUCGUCAACCUGCUCAACGAUGUUUACACACGCUUUGACAUCCUGACAGACUCCAGGAAGAACCCCUACGUGUACAAGGUGGAGACAGUGGGUGAUAAAUACAUGACUGUGAGUGGUCUUCCAGAACCCUGCACGCACCACGCCAAGUCCAUCUGCCACCUGGCGCUCGAUAUGAUGGAGAUCGCCGAACAAGUCAAAGUGGACGGAGAACCGGUCCAGAUAACUAUCGGUAUCCACACAGGAGAAGUCGUCACUGGAGUGAUCGGUCAAAGAAUGCCUCGAUAUUGUCUUUUUGGGAACACAGUCAAUCUCACGAGUCGCACAGAAACGACCGGUGAAAAAGGGAAAAUUAACGUUUCCGAAUACACGUACCGGUGUUUGCAGUCUCCGGAAAAUGCCGACCCGCAGUUUGUCCUGGAGUAUCGAGGCCCCGUCUCCAUGAAAGGGAAGACUGAUCCCAUGAAGGUGUGGUUUCUGUCCAGGAAGUCCAGCGAAGCAGAGGCCGGCGCCGUCAAAGCCUGA